AUGGCUGAUGGGGUCAGUGACUCGGACGGGCCGGUUUUCUGUUGCGAAGAAGACUGCAGAAACUCCGCCAUUCUCCAGACAACACUCAACAAGGCCACUCGAAGACGCGACCGAAACGACAACAGCUUUCGCGUCGCCCUGGUUCGCAUUGAAACCCAGGCACUCGCAGCUUUCCAGGUCACUGCUUAUAUGCCCUCCAUGCACCCAGCACAGAUUGUUUGUAAAGCCCUGGAUGACCCAGCCUCGCGUAAUGUCAUUUUGCACAUGAGCGACUUCUCAUCGCAGCCGGCGGCCGUGGUGACCUCUGUGGACGCCCUGGCGGGGGCGGUGCGAGCUGCUCAACAUGCGCAUGGCGCCGCGAUGCGGUUAGCCGAACGAGUGGGGCGGUACUCGGAGCGAAUGAAAUUCUUGCGGGCCGUCCAGGCCGCCAAAGACGACAUGCGGAAAAUGAAAGACACCCUCGCCAUCUACUCCAGGGUCAUCAGGACCUACCAAUUAACAUUCUGGGCAACCUUCGAGCUCAACCGACUUGCGCUUGCUGUACCUAUAACCUUGGCGCCUAGACUUAUCGUACCAACCACAAUGACGCCUGAGGUGACUGAGGUUGUACCUGCUAUAACACGGAUCCUGGCAGAAGGAGAGUUGACAUCGGAGCUGUUCAACGACCUUUUGACCAACAAGGGCGACACCUGGCUUUGA
This is a messenger RNA of Notodromas monacha, 699 nucleotides long. The record is from the annotation of a GenBank genome assembly. Lineage: Eukaryota; Metazoa; Arthropoda; Ostracoda; Podocopida; Cyprididae.